GGGGCAUUUUGUGUCGGCGGCGGCGGAUCAGGCACAAGAUGGCGGCGGCGGCCGAGUGAGCGGCCGGCGGCCGCCGCGACCCCGCGAGUCCCCCCCUUUCCCCUCCCUGCUCGCACAAGCACCUCGGGGGCCGCUUCUCCUGUUUCUGGAGCGCGCCGAGAGCCGGGGAGCGGCGCAGAGCCGUGCAGGGGGGGGGCGCCCGCCCGAGGGCCCCGGCUGGAGCUGAGCGCGGGGACCGUCCUUGGCUGCGCCGCUCUCCCCCCUUCGGCCCCUUUCCGCUCCUCGGGGGCGGCCGUAGAGCCCUCGUUGUCCCGCCGAGCCGGCCGGGAGGGCCCGAGAGCCGCCCCUCGCCAUGGCGAGCAGCAGCGGCUCCAAGGCCGAGUUCAUUGUCGGAGGCAAAUACAAGCUGGUGCGGAAGAUCGGCUCGGGCUCCUUCGGGGACAUCUAUUUGGCGAUCAACAUCACCAACGGGGAGGAAGUUGCUGUGAAGUUGGAGUCUCAGAAGGCUCGGCACCCCCAGCUGCUCUAUGAAAGCAAACUGUACAAGAUCCUGCAGGGAGGAGUUGGCAUCCCACAUAUACGGUGGUAUGGUCAAGAAAAGGACUACAAUGUUCUAGUCAUGGAUCUUCUGGGGCCCAGCCUGGAAGACCUCUUCAACUUCUGUUCUCGCAGGUUUACCAUGAAAACAGUACUUAUGCUAGCAGACCAGAUGAUCAGUAGAAUUGAAUAUGUGCACACAAAGAAUUUUAUACACAGAGACAUUAAACCAGAUAACUUCCUAAUGGGUAUUGGGCGUCACUGUAAUAAGUUAUUCCUUAUUGACUUUGGUUUGGCCAAAAAGUACCGGGACAACAGGACAAGGCAACACAUACCAUACAGAGAAGACAAAAAUCUCACUGGCACAGCUCGAUAUGCCAGCAUCAAUGCACACCUUGGCAUUGAGCAGAGUCGUCGGGAUGACAUGGAGUCUCUAGGCUAUGUAUUGAUGUACUUUAACAGAACCAGUCUGCCCUGGCAAGGAUUAAAGGCUGCAACAAAGAAGCAAAAGUAUGAAAAGAUUAGUGAAAAGAAAAUGUCCACUCCUGUUGAGGUUUUGUGUAAGGGGUUCCCUGCAGAAUUUGCCAUGUACCUGAACUACUGUCGUGGCCUGCGCUUUGAAGAGGCACCAGAUUACAUGUACCUGAGGCAAUUAUUCCGUAUUCUUUUCAGGACCUUGAACCACCAGUAUGACUACACAUUCGACUGGACAAUGUUAAAGCAGAAAGCAGCACAGCAGGCAGCCUCUUCCAGUGGGCAGGGGCAGCAGGCCCAAACCCCCACAGGUUUCUGAGCAUGACGAGGAUGGGACAAAGCAGAGCAGAUCGGAGCAGGACUUGUCACUCCCCAAAUCCUAGAAAUUUUAGUUGAUACACUUGCCAGUGGCUGUGGGCAACCAUUUCCUUGGUGUAAAGAACUUAAUAUCAGUAUAAACUGGCUCUGGGCAGUGUCAGUGAUGCUGCACUUUGAGUUGUAGCAGCUGUAAUUGUGAAUAUUACUGAGAUAGUGAAACAUGGUGUCCAGUUUUCUAUUGCAUUUUUUUCAAGUGGAAAAGUUAACUAAUGGUUGACACACAAGUGGAGAAAAUUGUGCAUAUGCCAAUUUUUGUUACCUUUUUACUUUGAACUACACUGCUUAUGAGAUCUCAUUGUUUUGGAAGAAUGGCAUGAACAGUCUUCGGCAACAGUUGUGAUAAUUGUAAAUGCUCACAAUUGUGCACUCUUUUCUGGUUAUUCCUCCCUGGGUUUUGAAAGUUGUACACUUAAAACAUUCUUAAAGUUGUUGGCUUCUAUGUGCAACAUACCAAGCCAGCUGACAUGGUAGUAACCAAAGAUUCCAGUUUUUAAGCAUAUGAAAGACUCUGCCUGCUUACCUGUGCUAGAAAUAACAGCAUCUAAAGUGAAGACUUAAGAGAAACUUAGCGACUACUAGAUAAUCUUUAGGACUCUGCAUUAACUCUAUAAUGUUCUUGGUAUAAAAGGAAAAACAGCAUAUUUGUCACGAAAUUUAGUUAACAUCUUACAACUGAACCUGUAUGUAAGUUGCUUAGAUAAAUGUAAUCACUGUAAACAUCUAUAUGAUCUGGGAUUUUGUUUUUAUUUUGAAGCGGGAGCUUUUUUGUUUACAAGUUCAUUAAAAACUAAAAACUG
Messenger RNA from Zonotrichia leucophrys gambelii, 2186 nucleotides. It is a transcript of the gene CSNK1A1, whose product is annotated as casein kinase 1 alpha 1. Gene Ontology annotation, cellular component: cytoplasm; nucleus. The coding region runs from base 353 to 1330 and encodes 325 amino acids. The transcript has 10 exons. The record is from RefSeq and is a predicted model, not a curated record. Gene Ontology annotation, biological process: signal transduction; peptidyl-serine phosphorylation; negative regulation of canonical Wnt signaling pathway. Gene Ontology annotation, molecular function: protein serine/threonine kinase activity; ATP binding. Lineage: Eukaryota; Metazoa; Chordata; Aves; Passeriformes; Passerellidae.